AUGUCGAUGUCGAUGCUUCCCAACGUGAACGCCACAGCCGGUGCUGCGGUAGAUGGCGCCCUGUUUAUCGAAGUGGCCCAGCGAUGGCCUAUCGCUGCCACUGCGGUGGUCGCAUGUGCUGUCGCUCUUUUGCUCCAGACAGUCCUGAAGAGCGAUCCCUGGGCGGAUAUCCCCAUGGUAGGAACAGAGUUUGGAGGAUCCGAAGCCAGGCGAAAGCAGUUUAUGAAUGGCGAGGCCAGGAACCUCUACCUCAACGGAUAUAGAAAGUUCAAAGAGAGAGCUUUCCGCAUCACCACCGCAAGGAAAUCGCCAAACAUUGUCGUCGCCCCGAAGUUCAUGAACGAGCUGAAGAGGCUUCCUGACGACGUCCUCAGCUUCAACCGGGCCAUCGAAGAGGUCAGCCUGAGACAAGGACUAUACAAUAAAGAGGCAACGCUGAUGGAUCCCUAG
This is a messenger RNA of Colletotrichum fioriniae, 450 nucleotides long. RefSeq lists its product as uncharacterized. NCBI's taxonomy places the organism in Eukaryota, Fungi, Ascomycota, Sordariomycetes, Glomerellales, Glomerellaceae. Gene Ontology annotation, molecular function: monooxygenase activity; oxidoreductase activity, acting on paired donors, with incorporation or reduction of molecular oxygen; iron ion binding. The record is from RefSeq and is a predicted model, not a curated record.